AUGCGAGGGCAGGAAGAGGAGGACGCGAGCAUCAGCGUCAGCAGCUGCAGCAACAGCAAGGAGUGGGUGGCGCCCACUACGCUGGAGGAGAGCGAGAAGAGGGAGCACCACCACAUCACGGGCCCUGUUGCCGUCACCGGCAACAACGACGCCGCCACGGCCACUGCAGCAGCAGUGGUCGCAGCCGCAGAGCCACCACGGGCAGCAGCAGCAGCGCCGCCACCGGCCGCAGCGGCGCCAGCGCCAUCACGGGCGCCAUCAGCGAAGCCGAGCAGCAAGUCCAAGGCGACCUCCAAGAAGGCUGUCUUCGGCUUCUUCCGAAAAUAA
Molecule: messenger RNA, 327 nt
Organism: Panicum virgatum (switchgrass)
Lineage: Eukaryota; Viridiplantae; Streptophyta; Magnoliopsida; Poales; Poaceae
Exons: 1
Coding region: 1-327 (108 amino acids)
Source: RefSeq, a predicted model, not a curated record